CCUUGAUAAGCAAACCGACAAGACAAAAAAAAGCCAAAAAACAAACCUGUCUUGUGUUUUUUUUUUGUCUCUUUGGAUGGCGGAAAGCGAUCAACUCGUGAUCUUCUUCCGUCGUGCUUCUCAACGCAAAAUAUUUUAACCACAGCAAGAAGGAAAGUAAAAGUAAAUAAAUACAAAAAUCACUUUUAACUAUUUUUUAACCUUUUUUAGUUAACGCACGUGUGCAUUGUUAGGUGGAAGAUUUAUAUACGCACGUGUGGGUUGUUAAUGUGUACCGUCCCUUGCUUAAAGCGGAGGGAGCCUUUGUUCUUGUCUCGGCGAAGAAAGGAAAGAAAUGUCGGGUCAUCAGUGUACGGAGAACCCGCCUAAGCUGGAUCCAAAUAGCGGGUCGGGUCAUGUAGAGAAGCUAGGCGGCCUCGACAGUUACAUCUCUGGUUCCACUCACUCAAAGCUCGCCGUUGUUCUUGUCUCUCAUGUUUUCGGAUAUGAAACUCCACAACUGAGGAAACUUGCUGACAAAGUUGCAGAAGCUGGAUUCUAUGCGGUGGUUCCCGACUUCUUCCAUGGAGAUCCCUAUAAUCCCGCGAAUGAGGAUCGACCACUCCCUAUCUGGAUAAAAGAUCACCCACAAGACAAGGGUUUUGAGGACUCAAAGCCAGUAGUUGAGGCCUUGAAGAACAAAGGCUUAACUACAGUUGGAGCAGUAGGGUUCUGCUGGGGUGCAAAAGUUGCAGUGGAACUGGCAAAGCAAGAGCUUGUUAAAGCUGUUGUUUUGUUACAUCCUUCUCGUGUUACGGUGGAUGAUAUCAAUGGGGUGAAGGUUCCAAUUUCUGUGUUAGGAGCUGAAUACGAUCAAGUGACUCCUCCAGAACUCGUCAAGCAAUUCCAAAAUGUUUUAGCUACAAAACCUGAGGUGAAAAGUUUUGUGAAGAUAUUCCCAAGAGUCAAACAUGGUUGGACUGUUAGGUACGACCCCAAUGAUCCAUCUGAAGUUGAAGCCGCAGAGGAAGCUCACAAGGACAUGCUCGUUUGGCUCACCAACCAUGUCAAGUGAGGAACUUUGGCACGGUCUAAGGCUUUGGUUUACACAGAAUAAAGUACUCGAGAAGCUGUAAGAAAAGUGUUUUUAAAUAAAUAAUGUACUAUCAUCAAUCAAUCUUCCUUGAGUGUAUUAUUUAGAAACAAGUACUUUGCAAAGGAAUAAUUGAAUCAUCAAAUGUUUGUAACAA
Molecule: messenger RNA, 1229 nt
Organism: Brassica napus (rape)
Lineage: Eukaryota; Viridiplantae; Streptophyta; Magnoliopsida; Brassicales; Brassicaceae
Product: endo-1,3;1,4-beta-D-glucanase
Exons: 7
Coding region: 335-1054 (239 amino acids)
Molecular function (GO): hydrolase activity
Source: RefSeq, a predicted model, not a curated record